Molecule: messenger RNA, 1454 nt
Organism: Erythranthe guttata (spotted monkey flower)
Lineage: Eukaryota; Viridiplantae; Streptophyta; Magnoliopsida; Lamiales; Phrymaceae
Product: diaminopimelate epimerase, chloroplastic
Cellular component (GO): cytoplasm; cytosol
Molecular function (GO): diaminopimelate epimerase activity
Source: RefSeq, a predicted model, not a curated record
UUAAUCUGUGAGGGUUUCAGUAACGGCGGCCAACUGUUAAUUAUUCUGCGUACACUCUACCUACUCUGAAAAAACUUGCCGUUUGACUCCGGCGGUCCCUAAUCGUCAAAUUUUCAUCCAUUUCCUAUAAUCCGCCGUCGCCGAUGGCCGUUGCCGCCGAGAUUGCGCUCCUCCCCCAUGCAUCCGUCAACCGCCGCUCUCUUCCAUUCACCUCCUCAUCGUUUAUGUCCUCUUCUUCAUCCAUUCAGCAGCUGAGGAGUUUCAAGCCUAUCGCCAUUUGCGCUGGCCGGAAACCUAAUUUCCGCGUCUGCUCUUCUAUUAGCACUCAGGCUCCGGAGAAGAUCUCUGCGACGUCGUUUGGAGAUCGUACAGAGAGCGGAAUUCUUCAUUUCGUCAAGUAUCAUGGACUCGGCAAUGACUUCAUAUUAGUUGAUAAUCGAGAUUCGGAGGAGCCCAAAAUUACUCCAGAGCAAGCAGUGAAACUGUGUGAUAGAAACUUUGGCAUUGGAGCUGACGGAGUGAUAUUUGCAUUGCCGGGCAUCAAUGGCACGGACUUCACCAUGAGGAUCUUUAAUUCUGAUGGUAGUGAGCCAGAGAUGUGUGGUAACGGAGUCCGAUGCUUUGCCAGAUAUAUAGCUGAGCUGGAAAAUCUUCACGGGAAAAAAAGCUUUACUGUGCACACUGGCGCUGGUUUAAUUGUUCCUGAACUACAAGACAAUGGGAAGGUCAGAGUUGAUAUGGGCGAGCCAAUUCUGAAGGCAUCCGACGUACCUACAAAGUUAGCUCCGAAUAAAGAUCAAUCUGCUGUUAAGGCGAAAUUGGAUGUAGAUGGCUCAAUCUGGAAUGCUACUUGUGUUAGCAUGGGAAAUCCACACUGUGUGAUUUUCAGUUCAGAAUCAUGCGAAGAUUUGCAGGUAGAUGAACUGAAUUUAUCCGAAAUUGGCCCAAAAUUUGAACAUCAUCUGAUGUUUCCUGCCCGAACAAAUACAGAAUUUGUUCAAGUCUUCUCUCCAAGCCACCUUAAAAUGCGUGUGUGGGAGCGUGGUGCAGGUGCAACACUAGCCUGUGGAACAGGAGCUUGUGCAGUAGUCGUUGCUGCAGUUCUGGAAGGUCGUGCUGAAAGGAUCUGUACCGUUGAUUUGCCUGGAGGGCCAUUGGAUAUCGAGUGGAGAGAAGCAGACAAUCAUGUCUACAUGACAGGUCCAGCGGAACUAGUGUUUCAUGGAUCCGUUUUCCUCUGAUCGCUUGAUUUUGGCCCUGAGGUGAGUUUUCAUGUUGCUCGGCUGAUUCUUGUGUAAUUCAAGGAAUAUGGUAAGCCGUAAGAGUGUUUCCCUAGGAGUUUGAAGACUCUUACUUAAUUACUGCCUGUAAUUUGAUUUGAAAUAGAGAAUUUGGUUGUGAUAAGAACUUCCAACGUUUUCUUGAUUAAAAAAUAAAGAAAACAUUGUUUUUUU